GAUUCUAAUUAAAUAGGGAAAAUAUUAUAUACUUGGGACCUACAUAUUAACACAUAAUUUUGAUGUGUUACCUGUUAAUAUGCAGAAUUGGGUGCUUGAUCUUUUCCCCAUUAGUGCAGAAGUCAUAAGGCGGGUUCUAGUUCUCCUCUGGGCUUUAUAUUGUAAAAGGAGCGACGUUACUUUCAACGGCGUGCAUUUUACACGUGCGAAUGUUGUGCAAUUGGCAGGUAUUAUGAUUAGUAAUUUUGACGAAGCUGCUUUAAAGUGUGUACUCCAGCCACCAUGCCUUAUGUUUGUACUUGGCAGCCUCCUUUACAUGGUUUUGUCAAAGUUAAUGUUGACAGUGGGUUUUCGAACAAAGACAAAAGGGGUGGCAUUAGUUGUAUGAUUAGAGAUGAAUUUGGUCAUUCUUUGGAAGCACUGUAAUGCCCGAAAAAUGAAGCUGCAAUUCAUGUUGAGGCCAUGGCAAUGAUAAAGGGGAUUUAUUUUUGCUAAGGACAAGGGUUCUCUCACUAUAUGUUUGGGUCAAGAGAAAUGAAGAGAAAUUAAGAAAGAUAUUUUUUGACUAAUCAAAUUUAAUUGGUCAAAAAAUCUUGCCCUCCUCUCUCAUCCCUUUCAUUCCCCUCAACCCAAACAUACUAUCAAUAUAGAUGGACUUUUAGUAUUGAUGACACUUGCUUGUUAUGUAAAACAGGAGUGGAAACAAGCACUCAUCUGUUUUUUAAGUGUCACUUUACUAAGCAAAUAUGGGAAGUUAUUUGUGCUAUGAUAAGAAUUCCCUUAUUCUACCCUUGGUAAGGUUUAUUGGCCUAGAUGGGGGAGCAUAUUAGGAGGAAAUCCUUGUAUUGUAUCUUUGUUAAACUAGCCUAGAAUGCUAUAGUUUAUUAUCUCUAGAGGGAGAAAAAUAACAAAGUUCAUAGGCAACA
This is a messenger RNA of Rubroshorea leprosula, 926 nucleotides long. NCBI's taxonomy places the organism in Eukaryota, Viridiplantae, Streptophyta, Magnoliopsida, Malvales, Dipterocarpaceae. The record is from the annotation of a GenBank genome assembly.